GAAAAUUCGCCAGACUCAGAAAGAGAAAAACAUCAAUACAUAUUUAUCGUGUCCACGCGUAUUGCGUUUUCUUUUGAUAUAUAUAUAAACCGUUACGAAGAUUGUGUUAGUUAGGUCAACUAUGGGCUCGUCCUUGUCGAAUCUCACCGACAAUGAAACGGACGAUCCCUCCAUGGGACCAAGCCUCGGAGACAUACCCGAAGCCUGCAUCGCCACCGUCUUCAUGCACCUAACUCCCCCCGAGAUUUGCAAUUUAGCCGGUCUUAACCGCUCGUUUCGCGGCGCGGCGUCGUCGGAUUCCGUCUGGGAGAAGAAGCUUCCGGUGAAUUAUCAGGAUCUGCUCGAUUUGUUGCCGCCGGAGAGGUAUCUUGGUUUGUCGAAGAAGGAUGUCUUCGCUGUGCUCUCUCGUCCUAUCCCCUUUGAUGAUGAUAAUAAGGAGCUGUGGAUUGAUAGAGUAACGGGACGGGUUUGUAUGGCGGUUUCUGCGAGAGGGAUGGCUAUUACUGGGAUUGAAGACAGGAGAUAUUGGAGUUGGGUUCCUACUGAUGAAUCUAGGUUCCAUGUGGUAGCCUACUUACAGCAGAUUUGGUGGUUUGAAGUUGAUGGGACAGUGACAUUCCAUCUCCCACCUGGUAUCUACUCUCUAUCAUUCAGAAUCCAUCUAGGCGGGUUCGCAAAAAAGUCAGGGAGACGCGUGUGCAACUACGAACACACUCACGGUUGGGAUUUGAAGCCGGUAAGGUUUUCACUUUCAACCUCUGAUGGUCAAGAAGCAUCAUGUGAAUACUACUUGGACGAUGUAAAGAGAGAAGAAUCACACGGCCACCACAAGCGCGGUUUCUGGAUCGAUUACAAGGUUGGGGAGUUCGUAGUGACUGGAACAGAACCAUUUACCGAGAUCAAAUGGUCCAUGAAACAGAUUGAUUGCACUCACUCAAAAGGCGGUCUAUGUGUUGAUUCAGUCUUCAUUAACCCAAUUGGUGAUUUGCAAGAUUACAGAAAAAAAUCAUUUUGUGAAAUUGAUUGAAAGGUCCAAUGAUAGUACUAUAAAAAGAACAGCGAAAAAAGAACAAAGACAGAAAUGCCAGAGAGUGGUUUGGCUGAAUUGGGAAUGGCCAAGAAGGCAUCAACCAUCAUCUGACCAAGCCGGACCUGAGAAGACGUGGUCAGAUGGAGGCCGUCCGGUUCAAGAGGUAGGCCCUUUGCGUCAACACAAUGCACGUUGUCAAGACCUGUCUCCAGUUGUGCUUUUCUUACCGCGUCAAGGUAUGGUCCUGCGCCUGUAGCAAGAGCCACCUUUUGUUGUUCAUUGUUCAAACCAACAAAGAGACACAGAAAGAUAUUAGAAGAAUGUAUAGUAGUAUCAACUAUAUGUAUAUUCUAAUUUUUGUUUUUUGGAGAAGACCCAAAAGAAAGUCAAAUUGAAAUACUACAGCUGGAUUGGUUCAGUAUUUAUUGCUA
This is a messenger RNA of Eruca vesicaria subsp. sativa (arugula), 1461 nucleotides long. The record is from the annotation of a GenBank genome assembly. Lineage: Eukaryota; Viridiplantae; Streptophyta; Magnoliopsida; Brassicales; Brassicaceae.